AGUAUCGCCAUAUUUGUGAUUGUUUCAUUUCAUAUUCGACGUGGUGUUUGUGUGAUCUGGCUGAAGAUCCAGCCAAAAUGAGGGUCAAACUAGACCAUGAAAACUCUAACAUGUACAGAUGCUGCUUUUGUUGUCAUGUCAGGACAGGGACUGUGAUUUUGGGUCUGUGGCGUUUGCUGACCCAGCUCCUUGUGCUCACUAUCCUGACUGUGGCCAUGAUUCAUCCAGAGGUUCUCAAGGACAACAUGCCAGGCUCUGACACCAGCGUCACAGCUGAGGGUGACAACCUGUCCUGUAGAUUUCAGUACCACAGCUGGUUUGAACAGAGAUCCUUCACAAAGGGUAAGUCUUUGGUCUAUGGUCAAACCACAGCAUACGAUUUUUUGAACAUGCAUGGAAAAUGGGAGAUUCAGGAAAAAGUUACACUAAAGGGUUCAGAUAGCAGUAGAACAGACCUCUGUGUUGCCCAGCUGCUGACCUUCUGCAUGUUUAUCAUCACCCUCUUACUGGUUUAUGGAGCAGCUCGUGGCCGUCCUGGGUACCUCAUGCCCUUCUUCUGUAUCCAAGUGUUUGACUUCUGCCUUGCCUGUCUGGCUGCUGUUGGCUACUUCUCAUACAUGCCCAAUGUCAAGGAAUGGAUGACCUGUCAGCUGCCAAAGGAAUUCCCUCUGCGCGAAAACCUCCUUUCUAUGGAUGGAGAAUGGCUCAUGUUGCUUGUUGUGAUCUCCUUCGUGCUGGUGCUUUCCCUAAAGGCUUACCUGGUUGGUGUGGUGUGGUCGUGCUACAGAUACCUGCAGCUCACCCAAGCCUCUUGCAGCAAUGUGCGCGAGUUUACAGUGGAUCCAGACACUGAGAUGCUUCUGCCUCCCAAGUAUGAAGAUGUUAUAAAGAUGACUAAUGAGCAGGCUCCACCUCCACCAUAUGCCCCAAAUUGAGGGGUAUCUGGGCAAUUGAACCAAACUGCCCAAGCCGGAGAGAGAAUGGCGUGAGCAAGCACUGUCUUAAUGUGAUUUCACAAAUAUUUAUUGUGUGGAAUAUUAUUCAGAUAAACCGUGGAAACAAUUUUGCCUCAAUAUUUUACUUCUACAAUUGCGUUUUUUCCUUUUUGGUUUUUUUUUUCUUUUGUUUUAUUGAUGUUUAUAUCAUCACACAGUUUGUUCAUUAUGAUGUAACUUUUAAUAGGAAAGCGUUAAAGGAUUUUAUGCUGAUGUAAUUUUGUUCACAUUUUCCCUUUAGUAAAGUGCAAAAUUAUGAAAUACAUUUGAGUUUGAUAAAUGUAGAAUGUUAUAUUGUAAAUAAAUGCUCACGGUGGUCUUUGCUUUUGCUUAUUGUGGUACCUCUGUAUUUGAUCUACAUAGCGUGUGGGUUGUUAAACAGUAGCGCAAAAUGGGGAAUACUUCAUGAUCUAUUAUAGAAACACAAGUAUAAAGGUAUUACAUGGCCAAUUCCAUAAAUUCUUGCAAUGUUAAGAUUUAACUGUUGUAUAUUUACCUGAUUCACAUUUUGUCUUACACAGAAAUGGUACUGACUGUGUGAAGAUUUGCCAGUCGAAUAGCGAUUGUUUUUAACGAGAGUGUCAUUUUACACUAUUGUGGUUUGUGGCAAUUGUGCUCCUGUGGGUGAAAUUUAAUGUUUUAACUCUAAAUGGACAUGAAUGUAUACAUGUAUAUAUUUAUAUAUCUAUAGAAAUGGUACAUACAAAAGACUUACCUGGACUCAUGUUCACUUUUUGAAGGAAAGAGUUUGAACAAUUAGUGUUACUUCUCACACUGAUGAUGUUAAAAAGUUCAAUAAAUUCUUUUUUCCAUCGUUAUACCCACUCUCUUAUGCUUUGAAGGAUGUCUGAAUUACUUGCAAACGUAAGAAUAAUAUUUAAUGAAGAAAAAGUACAAUACAUCGUCUUUCACAAAUCCUUUCCUUUUCCAAGUGAAAACACCUGUACAAGUAAAGAACUUUGAGUGUUACUUGUUAAGAAAUUGUCAUUUUCUUCGGUGUCAAUAAAGAACAA
This is a messenger RNA of Liolophura sinensis, 2008 nucleotides long. Its product is annotated as lysosomal-associated transmembrane protein 4A-like. Gene Ontology annotation, cellular component: lysosomal membrane. Lineage: Eukaryota; Metazoa; Mollusca; Polyplacophora; Chitonida; Chitonidae. Bases 78 to 935 code for a protein of 285 amino acids. The transcript has 7 exons. The record is from RefSeq and is a predicted model, not a curated record.